UUCUUUUUAAGUUCCACUUUUUUUAAGCAGUAAGAUGAAUACUGCUUGUGCUGACCCAACAAAAACAUCAGUGUUGGUUCGGUGAUGUACCGGUUUGUUAACCGAUACGGAGUAUUGAAACGCAUCGGCCCAUCAAGCUACUUGCUUUUCUCGUACGAAAUUUAAAAUAGUUUUAAAAUAAAAAAAAAAAUCCUUGUGAGGCGGCGCUUCUGUUACCGCGCUACGCGUUUGACAUGCAGCAACGCCCCGCUUUGGCAUUUCACUUCCUCAGAGCGAUGUUUUGGGCAUUUCGUUAUUUUCUCCGUGGAGCCUCGUUCCUCGCAAGUCGCAAGCAAGAUUUGAACUCUUUGCAUCUCUUUUCUUUUGCAGCAAGAGAGGCGAUCUCUAAGGCCUUUAGAACGUUUCUAACUAAGAGCCAACUCUUUGUUCGAACCAGAUCUGCCACAGAAGAGACCUUUCUGGCUUUCUCCAUCGGUUCUUGUACCGUAAUCUUGUUUGGGCAUGCUGUGUAACGACGAAGAAGGUUGCACCAUCAAGUUACACAAAUGUACGACAAUUUUGGUGGACACCAGCCUGGUGUGCCUGGGCAGUCAGCAAAUCUUCAACAACCAAAUCCGUUGGGGAGCGCAUUCUAUGGAGCUGGACCAGGCAUCAUAAGAAGUGGUUUGGGUGCAUAUGGGGAAAAAAUUCUGGGCUCCAGCUCUGAAUAUGUGCAAAGCAAUAUAAGUAAGUACUUUUCAGAUCCACAAUACUACUUUCAAGUAAAUAAUCAAUACGUGAGGAACAAAUUGAGGGUCAUACUUGCUCCAUUUCUGCACAGGGGUCAAUGGACAAGGAUAGGAGAGAAUGUGGGUGGAAAACUGUCAUAUAAGCCUCCUAUUUACGAUAUCAAUGCGCCUGAUCUAUACAUUCCUUUAAUGGCAUUUGGUACCUAUGUGGUUCUUGCUGGCUUUGCUAUGGGUCGUAUUGGAAAAUUUAGUCCUGAAGCGACGGCCCUGCAGUUCUCGAAGGGGUUGAUUGGCUGGUUUCUGCAGAUCUUGCUACUGAAAACAGUCAUAUAUUUCUUAGGGACUGGUGUGGCCCCCGUGUUGGAUAUUGUUGCAUAUGGAGGAUAUGCUUUUGUGGGCGUAUCUCUGUCUGUUCUGGCAAAAAUUUUUUGGAGUUAUUCAUAUUAUGUUGUGAUGCCGUGGACAUGUUUCUGUAUGGGAGUUCUGUUGGUGAAGACACUGAAGAGAACGUUGUUUGCGCCAGGAAGAAGUUAUGACAAGGACGCUAGUAGAUAUCAUUACUUUCUGCUCUCUGUUGCUCUGGCGCAGUUUCCCUUGUUUUUCUGGCUCGGCUAUAUUGGUGCUUGAACCUGAAAUUAAUUUAUGUUUGCAUACACCUGCACGUGCCAGCACAUAUAGAACUUUUUCUCUUGUGCACUGAUGGUAUGAGGAGGAUUUCGAUAUAAUUCCUAACUA
Molecule: messenger RNA, 1463 nt
Organism: Nymphaea colorata (pocket water lily)
Lineage: Eukaryota; Viridiplantae; Streptophyta; Magnoliopsida; Nymphaeales; Nymphaeaceae
Exons: 6
Coding region: 546-1355 (269 amino acids)
Biological process (GO): endoplasmic reticulum to Golgi vesicle-mediated transport
Cellular component (GO): Golgi membrane; endoplasmic reticulum-Golgi intermediate compartment; COPII-coated ER to Golgi transport vesicle
Source: RefSeq, a predicted model, not a curated record